AGGAGGGCUGGGCCUCAGAACUCACCUGUGUUCGAGAUGUUAAGAGGUGUCUGUCUCUUUAAGGCGCCUGUCUGCUGCUGCUGUCUAGCUUUGUGUGAGAGGAAAAGCACGCCAUGCCUUAAUUAUCCUGGAGGGAAAAAAGUUCAAACAAACGACAGGAUAGAUAACGGUGGGAUGAGAUUCGCUCGCGGCGGAAUGCAGUCCACAUGGACACACACUGCACUGUUUGCGCUUCUUGUGUUUUUGUCUGGAAUUUCUUUUUCUACUGCUUGCAAUAAAGCCUUGUGUGCCAGCGACGUCAGCAAAUGUCUAAUACAGGAGCUGUGCCAGUGCAGACCAUCAGAUGGGAACUGUUCAUGCUGUAAGGAGUGUAUGCUGUGUCUGGGCACGCUGUGGGAGGAGUGCUGUGACUGUGUGGGCAUGUGCAACCCUAGGAACUACAGUGACACACCAGCCACCUCGAAGAGCACAGUGGAAGAUCUCUACAGGCCCAUUCCCUCUCUGUUCAGAGCUCUCACUGAGGGUGAAGCCCCCAUCAACAUGAUGGUGGUCUCCUUUCCAGUGGCAGAGGAGCUAUCUUACCAUGAGAGCCUGGUCUCCUUCUUGGAGACUAUGGAAGAUCAGCAUCAAAAUGUUUCGUUGCCUGGAAACAGUAUUCAUUCUAGUUAUGAUAACACUCAAGAAAACAUGUGCACGGUAGUGUACUUUGAUGACUGUGUUUCGAUUCGUCAGUGCAAGCAGUACUGUGAGUCGAUGGGAGGCUCGAAGUACCGUUGGUUUCACAACGCCUGCUGUGAGUGUAUUGGGCCCGAGUGUAUUGACUACGGCAGCAGAGCAGUGAAGUGCAUGAACUGUCUCUUCUGAACCACUAGCCUUUGAACGUUGCGGAUGCUCAUACUCCUGCCACCAGAGGGCACAAUAACCGGACCAUAGGUUCAGGAGACACUGACCUGGGGUUGGGAAAACGAGCUGACAAUCAUGUAGAUUACAAGCCCUUGUGUCUUUGCUCUUUGUAUUAACCUUUUAAAUGUUUUACCCCAGGUUUUCCAGGAAAAAAAAAAAGAUAUGGAUUUUGUCUCGUAUUUUUACAUAAAUCAGUGCAUAAUUGUUCAUCAAAUUGUAUUCAAAAGGGUGUUCUCUGACAUUAUUGCUUUAUGUAGCAUAUUAACCUUUACUAACUUUAAUCAUGCUUAUUAAUUAGAUGCAACUGAUGGAUAUUAAGGUACUACAUGGGAGGAGGGGGGUCAGAAAAAGCCAUAUAAUAUUGUAGUUAUACAGCAUCACAUAGUAUUUUUAAACAACUGCGGAUAGAGUGACAUUUUAUAGCGAAGGUUUGUUGAUUAUAUUCUUUGAAUAAUUCUUGUUCGGCACAGAUGGAGGGACUGGAGCUGUAUACGGAAAGCGUCCAUGUCUGACUGACAUUUCUUAGAAGCUUUUACCACAGAUAUGAUGAGGAAGCAAAGAGAAAACUUGUCCUUAGUUCAGCACUCUGGUUAUGGCCUUACAAGCUCUGGUCCAAUAUGUGUAAGUCAUAUAUCUGGUAUUCAGUUUAGUUAUGUUCUAUGCAUUUCACUAGUGUUGCUUCAGGGUCCUACAAAACCUGGAUGGUCAUAUUCUGUUUUGCAGUAAUCCUCAUUAAAAGCAGAGAAACCUG
Messenger RNA from Tachysurus fulvidraco (yellow catfish), 1654 nucleotides. Its product is annotated as twisted gastrulation protein homolog 1-A-like. Bases 37 to 864 code for a protein of 275 amino acids. The transcript is spliced from 5 exons. NCBI's taxonomy places the organism in Eukaryota, Metazoa, Chordata, Actinopteri, Siluriformes, Bagridae. The record is from RefSeq and is a predicted model, not a curated record. Gene Ontology annotation, biological process: regulation of BMP signaling pathway.